Messenger RNA from Sinocyclocheilus anshuiensis, 604 nucleotides. It is a transcript of the gene spc24, whose product is annotated as SPC24 component of NDC80 kinetochore complex. Gene Ontology annotation, cellular component: Ndc80 complex. The record is from RefSeq and is a predicted model, not a curated record. The transcript has 5 exons. Gene Ontology annotation, molecular function: microtubule binding. Bases 18 to 497 code for a protein of 159 amino acids. Gene Ontology annotation, biological process: chromosome segregation. NCBI's taxonomy places the organism in Eukaryota, Metazoa, Chordata, Actinopteri, Cypriniformes, Cyprinidae.
GCAUUAUUAAUGCAGACAUGGCACAGAACGAUGCGAUGCAUGAUGAUGACCUUGCGAAAUCAGGGGAAGCAUUGAUUGAGUUCAUCAAGAGCAGCAAGGCAGAGAGUGCUCUUCGAGGAGCGAGAGAGAACCUGCAGGAGUUCUUUGACCACCACAUCAAGACCAAGAAGACCACAACCGAGCUCUUAAAUGAUAAGAUCUGUUUUGUAUACUUGCAGAAAGAGUUGGAAAGACUCAGAGAUACCGAGCAGGAAAUUCAAACUCUGCAACAGGAAGUGGAUGAGGACACAACUGAGGUCAUUCCUUCAGCCAUAUACGUUGCUCAGCUCUACUUUAAAGUAACCAAGAUAAAGCUGGAGGUGGACACAGAGCCGCACAUACUGAGGGGAGUUCACUACGGUGCGGAUGUGGCAGCCCCCAUUAACAUAGACACAUCCACCCGCUCGCCCUGUGAGAUCAGCGAUGACCUGUGGAGCCUGGUCAAUACUGAAUGGUAGACCUGGUGCACAUGUACACUGUUAGCUAAAUUACUGUUUGUUUUUAUGCGUGUAUAUAUGUGUAUGUGUUUUGUAAGUCUGUUAAUAAAUUUGUCCCCUUUGCAUCA